AUGAACACAAAUGAAGACGUUGUAAUGAAUAGUAUCAACCAAACAUUGAUGACCCACUCAGAAGCUUUCGGAAUCAUCUUUAAACAUAUUGAGAAUUUCUCAAAAACAUUGGACGGAUUAUCUAACCACAUCAAUAAUCGGAAACAAAAGGUAAAGUCAGUUAAAUUAGUCUCCGACAGCAACCAACCAAUUAAACCUAAACAACCUCUUCCUCCAAAAACAACACUCAUAGAACAAACUCCAUCCCCUGCACAUCCUUAUCGAACUGAUGGACCAUCAAACCAAAUAUCUAAAAUCAAAAAUAUUACACAUCCAACAAACAAAUCGAAAAUCAACAAUCAAAAUAAGACAACAAACUUCAUCACCAACACAAACCUCACCAAACCAAUUGAAACAAGCACAAACCUCAUCAAACCAAUUGAAACAACUUCAAAGCCCCAAAGUCAACCCCAGCUUCAAUCUAAGAGCCCACCUAUCAACACCAGCUUCAACCUGAAUGAAUCGCAAUCGUCAUACUUGCAAAUAGCCAAGACAGCCAAGAACAUUACAUUUGAUCCAACAAAAAAAACUCCGCAAAUCAAAUCCUACAAUACAACAACAACCAUGUACCCUCCUGCUAAAAGAGCUAAAACAAUUAACUAUUCUCACUGUGUAUCUAUUUACCUCAGUAAGCAUAUCGACUCAGACAUCACUGAAUUUAUUACAGAUGCAGUCAAAGAAAAACUUACAUCAUGGUACAUACCUAACGACAAGACGCACGUACUCCAACUUGUCUGUAACAAUCAUGAAGAUUAUGUAUCAACCUUGGGAAUUUUAAACUCACAAUCAACAAGAGACUCCAGUCCAUUCAAAUACGUUGUGACUCCUAUGAAUUUCUCACCAGCUGAACACACCCUCAAAUAUCAUACUUCAUCAUAUGACGAGAUGAUGAAGUAUACUACCACAUUAUCAAAAAUUUUUGGAAAAGAACUAAUGGAGUUAAAGAAACUAAUACCAGUUAUGACAGAAAUUGGAAAAAAUUACAAAAUUCCCAACAAGUAUCACUCCACCAAAUGGCACAAAACCAACCUCAAAAAACUCAUAUCUACAACCAAAUAUUUGGUAGAAAAAUUCAAAAAACAACAAGAAAACGAAGUGACUGGUGCAACCAAUAAUUUCCAAUUCAAUAAUGACCUCUCAGCAUUAGAAAAGAAUCACAAAUCACUUCAAGUAGAAUGUACUGAAAACUCAAUCAAACUGGAAUCACAUUCUAAACAAAUACAAAACAUCACCAAUACACUAACAGACCACACAAAAUCCAUACAGACCAUUUUUGAAAAACUCAACGAAAUAGCUUCCAAAAUGGAAAAUAUUGAAUUACAUUUGACAAAACCGUACCAUCAAUUAAUUCAUGAAUCCAAGGAUGAUGUAGAAGAUGAAGAUGAUGAAUCUUAUCACCCAAAACCAAAUGAAAAUAGUGAUGAUGAAAUGGAAUAUGACGAAGAAGAAGAUAUAGUAGAACCUAGAAGAGGUGAUAAACCUCUUGGAAAUAAGAACAAUUAA
This is a messenger RNA of Naegleria fowleri, 1542 nucleotides long. RefSeq lists its product as uncharacterized. The record is from RefSeq and is a predicted model, not a curated record. The coding region runs from base 1 to 1542 and encodes 513 amino acids. The transcript has 2 exons. Lineage: Eukaryota; Heterolobosea; Eutetramitea; Acrasida; Naegleriidae.